This is a messenger RNA of Rhinichthys klamathensis goyatoka, 1825 nucleotides long. RefSeq names its product mab-21-like 2 (gene mab21l2). The record is from RefSeq and is a predicted model, not a curated record. The transcript has a single exon. Lineage: Eukaryota; Metazoa; Chordata; Actinopteri; Cypriniformes; Leuciscidae. Bases 358 to 1437 code for a protein of 359 amino acids.
AAUUCCAACACUCACGGCUGAGUCUGGACAACUGCACACUGGCGCACAGUUUUCAUGCGCAAACACAAGUGAAAAAGAUGAUGACAUGACGCGCGGAGAUUUAUACUUCAACUGAUAGGCUACUGGCAACAACUUAAACCUUAAAACCUUUUCAAGUAGAGUUGGGAAAAGUCGCACUGCGUUGCAUCCAUCCGUUUCCUGGUCCAAAUUUGACGUCUAUCCGCUGUGGGCGCAAACUUCAUCACUUCUUCCUUUUUUUCUUUUUGCUGGGAGUUGUGCCUCUGGCUCCACCGGUAAGCAUUGGAUCCAUCGGCGUACUGCGAAACUCCGGUCUACAGUCCGGAUCUGUGCCCCAAUAUGAUUGCAACGCAAGCAAAGCUGGUUUACCAGCUCAAUAAAUAUUACAACGAAAGAUGCCAGGCGCGCAAAGCGGCCAUCGCCAAGACCAUACGAGAGGUGUGUAAGGUGGUGUCGGAUGUGCUGAAGGAGGUGGAGGUCCAGGAGCCCCGUUUCAUCAGCUCCUUGAGCGAGAUAGACGCGCGCUAUGAGGGCAUGGAGGUCAUCGCACCCAACGAGUUUGAAGUCGUGCUUUACUUGAACCAGAUGGGAGUCUUCAACUUCGUGGAUGACGGCUCUCUGCCGGGCUGCGCGGUACUCAAACUCAGCGACGGCCGUAAGAGGAGCAUGUCCCUGUGGGUGGAGUUCAUCACCGCCUCCGGUUAUCUGUCGGCGCGAAAGAUCCGCUCCCGCUUCCAAACGCUUGUGGCCCAGGCCGUGGAUAAAUGCAGCUACCGGGACGUGGUUAAGAUGGUGGCGGACACGAGCGAAGUGAAACUGCGCAUUCGGGAGAGAUACGUGGUGCAAAUCACCCCGGCCUUCAAGUGCACGGGCAUCUGGCCUAGAAGUGCAGCUCAGUGGCCCAUGCCUCACAUCCCGUGGCCCGGGCCGAACCGGGUGGCGGAGGUGAAAGCGGAGGGUUUUAACCUCCUCUCUAAAGAGUGCUACUCGUUAACGGGGAAACAGAGCUCGGCGGAAAGCGACGCCUGGGUUUUGCAGUUCGCCGAGGCCGAGAACAGGCUUCUGAUGUCGGGCUGUAGGAAGAAAUGCCUCUCUGUUCUAAAGACUCUCCGUGACCGACACCUCGAGCUGCCGGGACAGCCGCUCAAUAACUACCACAUGAAGACCCUGCUGCUGUACGAGUGCGAGAAACACCCGCGGGAGACUGACUGGGACGAGUCGUGCCUCGGCGACCGUCUGAACGGUAUUCUGCUGCAGCUCAUCUCCUGUCUGCAGUGCCGCCGGUGCCCACAUUACUUCUUACCCAAUCUAGACCUGUUUCAGGGUAAACCACACUCAGCCCUGGAGACAGCGGCCAAACAGACCUGGAGACUGGCCAGAGAAAUCCUAACCAACGCUAAAAGUUUGGAUAAACUGUAAGAUGCAAAAGGAGGACAUUUAUUGUUGGUGAAUAUUAAGGGACGUUUGAGAUCACAACACUGAAAGUGGAGAGAAUGUGAUCGUGGUGCUCUCUGAAUAAUGAAACCAAGAAAAUGAAAGAUUAAAAUAAAACUUAAGAUUGCAAAACUUAGCAUUUGCUUUUGCCAACGGGACAUUGCAGGAGAGAGAAAUGAAGGUACAUUUUAAACUAAGUGUAAUGAUUUUGUUGUUUGUUUGAACUGUUUUCACAAAGUGAAAAUUUUAUUUAAAUAUAUGCACAAGAUCUUUAAUUGCGAAUUACAAAAUGUAGCGUGCCAAGUUCAAUUUUUUUCAUGAUGUGAUCAAAAAUUGAAACGUGUAAUAAAAUCAUGACACGAUGAAAUUUAAA